UGGCGUCUCGAUCAGCUGGAUGUUGUAUAGAGUGUGUCUGCCUGCGAUGCCUGCCGUCUCGCGAAAACUAACGAAGACUACCGUCUGCAUCCCACCGUGAUACGUGAGUUCAUCUCAACCACGAUCGACGAUCGCACGGCUUGGUUCUAGCUCAGCGACUGGUAUACCGUGGAUAAAAAAGAAUCGCACGCGAUGCGAAUUCGCAAGUGCGGACACGGCGAUACGAGAAAGAGAGAGAGAGAGAGAGAAAGAUAGAAAGAAAGAGAGCGCACGCGAACAGAACGAGAGUAAUGAAAAACGGAGACGCAUAAGUGUACGCGAAUGGCACUGGAUUCUCGGUGGUGCUCGACUGCUUGAGUGUUCGGUGGGGCAGGUAUACAACUCGACACGGCAACGGAUGUCUUGCACGUGAAACACACGUUCGCCCCGUUCCUCGAGGUGCUUCGAGGUACUUCGAGGAAUCCCGACGUGGCCUCUGGUGACUCUGUGGAACACGGUCGGGUCACCGAGGAAAUCAGAGGGAAUGAGAAAGUAAAAUGAAGUAAACGAGGAGCGAGGGAGGGAAAAUGAGGAGAGAAAAUCGGGUUGCUAACCCGCAUAUCUUUUUCUCUGCGUUACUCUGCGUUGCUCUGCGUCUCCGCGCGCGGCGUUCGAUUUAUCUUAUGUAAUUCCCGCGAGUGUAUCACGCCCCGCGAACGCCGGAGCCUAUACGCGUGCGUGCGUGCGUGCGUGCGUAUACAUACGCGUGUGCCGUGCCGUGUGCGGCGAGCGAUGCCGUGGCCAUUUUUGCGUUUGCCUUCGUAUUUUGUAAUCGUUAUCAGCUCCAUAUUUGAAUUCAACAAGUAAUGCAGGUCGCCCGACCACCGCGAAUCCCAGGCGUGAAUUCCGCGAUCGUCGGGAAUGAGAAUCGACAAAUCGAUCUCACGUGCUCACGUCGACGGUUGACAUCUGAAACAGAUCGUUUCAGUGGCGAUUACGUCGUCGAAGUGACUAGGAGACUCUAUGCAACAUGCCACCAGAUAGGCCAGAUGCAUCGGGUAUUGAAACUGAUAUAGAACUGAUCUCGUCUCAGGAUUAUAAUUUUGGUGAAAACCUCACAAUGAACGAUAAGGAAAAGGAGAAUACCAGCAUGCUGACUGACUCAAAUUUAACCAACGAUUGUCAAAGCGAAAUGCCUAAAUGGGAGAAGGCUAUGGAAAGGAACAAUCAGUCGGACGACGAGCUAACAUCUCUCAGUUGGCUACACCAGCAGAAUUUACUUAAAGGUUUGGACAUUUCGAACCCCUCCAAAAACAUGAAGCAUCAAAACAUGCUGAACAAUAAUAUCUGCGACGAUAUGGCAGACUUUUCUGAAAAUACAAAUUCUGUAUCGAGCUUAGAUGAUAGUUUCUGUCCAGAGAAUAAUGGAAAAGCAAAUGCGACAUUGAAUGGGAAUGGACAAAACUAUCAGCAUCCUGCCAAGAAUUGUCAAAAUAUGCAAAUAUUUCAAGAAUCUGCGAAAAGUCAUUACAAUAUUUCGCCAAAUAAUCAAACGAAGAUUUCUUUGAGCAACAACAAUUUGCCAAUGUCUUAUCGCAACAAGCAUCCUACUCAUGUACCAUAUGAUCCUCAUUUACAUAUAAAUAGCAAACCACCGUAUUCAUUCUCCUGCCUCAUAUUUAUGGCUAUCGAAGAUAGCCCUGUAAAGGCGCUACCUGUGAAAGAAGUUUACGCGUGGAUCCUGGAACACUUCCCAUACUUUAGGAACGCCCCUACUGGAUGGAAAAAUUCUGUUAGACACAAUUUAAGUCUCAACAAGUGCUUUCGGAAGGUGGAAAAAGCUCCGAAUUUAGGAAAGGGAUCGUUGUGGAUGGUUGAUGCACAAUACCGCCCAAAUCUGAUUCAAGCGUUGUCUCGCUCUCCUUUUCCUCCCACUAUAAAUCAGACUUUGUCUUCAUCGGAAAAGGUGUCUAGAAAAUGCAUAAAUACACGUCUCCCAGAUCCGGUUCUUUUUCCAUAUCUAUCCAAAAGACUGGCAUCUAGCAAUAUUAAUGAUAGUGCAGAAACCGAGAUAGAUAGCGACGUUGACGCAGCAGCUGCCGCUAUGCUUUCCUUUAAGCAUGGACCUAUCAUUCUGAAUCAUAAUAAAGAUCGUAAACGAAAAUUGCCGGACUCGGAAAAGUUGGUGCCUGUAAUUACCAGGAGUUCCAGCGAGGACCAUACUUAUAGUUGUAUCGCCUCGAUAAAAUUAGGAAGCAAACAUUCAAACGAGGAAGAAUUAAAUCCAGAUGUUGAUGAACAAAGAAAAAUUGCAGAAGGUGCGGAUGCGCUUCUGAAUCUGGCUGGUGUUAGUACAGCUCUAAAUUACGGUAGAACACAUCAUGUAACACAAGGUAUUAACACGGCAUCUAAAUCAGACGUUAUUUUAAAACCAAAAAAACGUUCUACCACGAGUGAGUACUCGAGUACGUCUGAAAAAAGACGUAAAAGAUGGCGGGACUGGGGAGAGGAAAAUCGAUACCUAAAACAAAUUAGGGGUUAACAUAGACACAUUUUGUUACAUUUUUCGAAAAGUGUACAUUAUCGAAAGCUUUCCAUUUAUGCGCGAAUCAGGAAAGCGUUUAAGAGUUUUACUAUCUAGUAACAGGAAGGUACUUUCAUUUUAGAGUAUUGUCAGUAAAUUCCUUAUUCAUUUCUAUAAACGUGUUUAAAUCAACUUUUACGAAAAUUUCAUUGUUUGGAUUUCUCGUCGUAAACACAAAAAAACGCGCAUGUAAAUUCUUCCAUAACUUCUAGUUGUGCUAGUAAAAAGAGGGUUGUUGGAUGCAUUUCGAAUUCAUUGGUGUGGUUGCUCAGGGUUUACAACAUGCUAAAUGCCAAAAUACAUUCGGUAGCACUAAACAAGCAAUAAUAAAGUUGUAGUGUUAAAGAGAUACUUUUAAACACGCUGUUGAAACAUGAAUACAAUUGAAUAGUACGUGGAUAUAUAUCAAUUAAAAAAAUUAUUAUUACGUACUGAAAUAAGUAAUAAUAAUCAUU
Acromyrmex echinatior (Panamanian leafcutter ant) is the source of this 3018-nucleotide messenger RNA. RefSeq lists its product as uncharacterized. Lineage: Eukaryota; Metazoa; Arthropoda; Insecta; Hymenoptera; Formicidae. Gene Ontology annotation, biological process: regulation of DNA-templated transcription. The record is from RefSeq and is a predicted model, not a curated record. Gene Ontology annotation, cellular component: nucleus. Gene Ontology annotation, molecular function: cis-regulatory region sequence-specific DNA binding; DNA-binding transcription factor activity.